AUGAAGCGCAUUGUAAGGAAUUGUCAAACGCUCGCUCGUAGCUUUCGAUACAAGUCUGGGAAUGGGAGCAAGUGGACACGUUGGCGAUUUGCUUCUGCAGCUCUAGCAGGAGCUGGAGCGUUUGUGGUUCACCAAGGCUUCUCACCAAACACCAGCAUUGAUAUCCUCGUAGUGAACGCUAGUUUCUGUCACUUCCUUCCUACACAUCUAUUACAGCAAGGGAUGACACAUGCUCAUUAUCAAGUCCACACUGAUCACAAAUUGACGAAGCGAGAGCUACGGUUCCUACAGUUUGCUUCUAUUGAAUAUGAUGACGUCAUCUACAUGAGUCCCAUGGAUUUCAUUGAUUCGCUGACACUGGAUGCACCACGAGAACGCGUGUACAGGAGAGUACUGAAGGAGAAAGAUUUGAAAGAAAUGCUCAAGUGUACUCCAUCUUUCCGCUCAGGAAACAAGGAAUUAUUCCGCUCACUUGACCAGAAUGGCAUCAUCUCCUACUCAGAAUACAUCUUUCUCCUUACUCUAAUAACAAAAUCGAAGUCCUCCUUUAAAAUCGCCUUUCUUAUGUUUGACAGGGAUGACAACGGGAGAAUCGACAAGAAUGAGUUUCUACUGAUUCGUGGUUUGAUGACAUCACUGCGUUCCACUCGCGGUGCUCAAACAAAGGAGUCAGUUGAUCAGUCGUGCGAGUUGGAUGUGUCCGAUUUUCAUUUUUCGGUAUUGCGUCCUCUUCGUCUUAACACAGGAUCGGAUUCGUAUGCCCUUCUUUUUAAUAUCUCUAAAAUGUUUGCUGCGCGCUCUGCUCAGCUGUACGGAACUUGUCUCGUUCCCAAAAGUGAAGAAGAAGUGAAGAAUCAGGACACCACCUUGUUGUUACAUCUUUUCGGAAGAGGCGGGAAUGGCACACUGUCAUUCGACGAGUUCAGGAAUUUCUACCAAAACCUACAAGAAGAACUUAUGGAGAUUGAGUUCCAUGAAUUCGCUCGAGGCAAAGCGACCAUUUCCCCAAUGGAUUUUGCACGUCUUGUCCUAAGGUACACUAUUGUUAACAAGGACGACUACCACAAAUACAUAAAUCGUGUAAAGGAACGUACGAGUCCUGACGACAAGGGUGUCACACUUGGUCAAUGGGCGAGCUUCUCGUUGUUUCUGAACAACCUCGAGGAGUUCAGCACAGCAGUACGACUGUACGCGAACGCAAAUAUGCCAGUUUCACCACCAGAAUUUGCGCGAGCCGUUCAGACAACCAUCGGCCAGCCUUUUGGACCCGUUACGUGUAUCUCUGUAGUCUAG
Cooperia oncophora is the source of this 1293-nucleotide messenger RNA. The record is from the annotation of a GenBank genome assembly. Lineage: Eukaryota; Metazoa; Nematoda; Chromadorea; Rhabditida; Trichostrongylidae.